Molecule: messenger RNA, 1876 nt
Organism: Papaver somniferum (opium poppy)
Lineage: Eukaryota; Viridiplantae; Streptophyta; Magnoliopsida; Ranunculales; Papaveraceae
Exons: 3
Coding region: 147-1562 (471 amino acids)
Molecular function (GO): acetylglucosaminyltransferase activity
Source: RefSeq, a predicted model, not a curated record
UUUACAAAUCUCUAUUCUGAUCAGCGACUCCUAAAAAAAAAACAACUUGCUACCUAUCCGUUUUUUCUUCCUUGCCUCCAUUGUUGAAUACUUCAAGACUCCCAGCUUGUUCAUUUAUCAAACAAAACCUUUCACGCAAUCAAUCAAUGGAGUUAAUGAUGAAGAGAGGUCUUUUAGUUCUCCUUGUUAUUUCCUUUGUAUUACUCUUCCUAUCAAGAUGGAUGCCCAUCACAAAUCCAUUGCUAAGUACUAGUACUCAUAAUCUUACCACAGAGUGUCCGGAAACAACGGGGACGGAUAUUGUUGUCAAGGAUGUUUAUAAUACCAACAUUUCUCACAUACUUUUUGGCAUAGGAGGGUCGAAAAAGACAUGGGCGUCACGAAAACAUUAUACGGAUUUAUGGUGGAAAUCAAACAUAACUCGUGGAUUUGUGUGGUUAGACGAAAACCCGAACAAAAAAGAGUGGCCGAAAAAUUCGCCUCCAUAUCGGGUUUCAGAGAACACGGGUAGAUUCAAGUAUGGGUCUAGCACGUCAAAUCGAAUAGCUAGAAUUGUGUUGGAGAGUUAUAAAUUGAGGUUGAAGAAUGUGAGAUGGUUUGUCAUGGGUGAUGAUGAUACUGUUUUCUUCACUGAGAAUUUAGUAACUGUGUUAGCAAAGUAUGACCAUAAUCAAAUGUAUUAUAUAGGUGGAAAUUCAGAGAGUGUGGAACAAGAUAUGAAGCAUACUUAUGGUUUAGGCUAUGGCGGUGCUGGUUUUGCUAUUAGUUAUCCUUUGGUGAUGGAGUUGGUAAAAAGACUGGAUGGGUGUAUUGAUAGGUAUUCUUAUAUGCAUGGUUCUGAUGAGAGAAUUGGUGCCUGUUUAGCUGAAAUUGGGGUUCCCCUAACCAUAGAACUUGGCUUCCAUCAGGUAGAUAUUCGAGAGGAUCUGUACGGUUUAUUAGCUGCACACCCAAUCACACCACUUGUAUCUCUGCAUCACCUUGACGACGUGAAGCCAAUUUUUCCAACUAGUGCUAAUCAAAUUGAUUCAUUGAAGAGGCUGAUGGCAGCGUACACGUUAGAUCCAGGACGAAUCUUACAGCAAAGCAUCUGCCAUGAUUUAAAACGGAAAUGGUCUGUGUCGGUGUCUUGGGGUUACACUGUUCAGGUAUAUCCAUGGUUAGUGUCAGAUAAAGAACUCGGAAUUGCAUUUCAGACGUUUCAAACGUGGACGAGUCGCGGAAACGAACCUUUCACAUUCAAUACUCGCCCCAUGAGACCUGAACCUUGUGAUCGACCACUUGUUUAUUUCCUAGACAACGUAAACAAUGACGGAGUUGAAGAAAAUAACAGAACGUUGACUUCAUACAAGAGGUUUGUACCUAAGCCAGGAGGGAUCGACUGUAACCGGGAUGACUUCCGCUCGGCUUUAGCUUUACAUACUGUUAACGUUACAUCCCCAAGGAUGGAUCCUGUUGAGUGGAACAAGGCACCGCGGAGGCAGUGCUGCGAGAUUACCAGCCCCAUGGACGGAGAGGAUAACUUCAUUAUUCACAUUAGAAGUAAAAGAUGCAAUUUCUAAGACCUCGUAAGGUACACCUCCGGCGCCGCAGAGAGAAUUACUUGAAGCCCUACAAAGGCCAUCUCCCUUUCCCAUAUUGAAAGCCGUAAAAGCCGUUUAGCUUCCAUGUCAAACAUCAACCUUUUUUCUGUAAACAACUGUAAAAAUGGAAUGACGACUAACAUCAAUAUCAACGCCGAUUAAAAUUGCUGUUGAUCUAAAACUCCGGUAGUCACCGACUGUUAUUUUUAUUUUCAUGAGUAUCCUGCAGCUCCACUAUUUUUAGUUCCUCAAUUUUCCCUUGGAUCUAAACAGAUUCAAAUAGCUUUUAAGAU